UUGAGCGUCUUAUGUGACGCGGCAUUCUUGGAAGCCUUGACCUCGACGCGAGACGUAUGUACACACAUGUAUGUAUACACACGCAUAAAGAGCAACACUAGUAGCCUAAUUUCACGUCAGUCUAACCGAGUCUAGCGUCGCGGUAACAUCGUCGUGCGGUCUCUCAUUAUAUUAUUAAUUAGAUUCGUCGCAAUUUCAUCGUCCCUACAAGAUUCUGUCACUUCUGUCAUUUCUGUUAGCUCUUUCAAAUUUCUCGUAUAAUAAAGCGAUCGAAAUUAGUGAAUCGUUUCUCGCGUGGCGUUUAUUUGAAAACGAAAUAAUCGCGAUCGUGUCGCGUGAAAUUCGCGUCUCGUCGAUUUUCUUACUCAAUUAUUCGAGGUCACGUGAUCGGAGAUUACUCGCGGGCAUCUUCAGUUGUAUCAUAUUGCUCCUCGAUUGCGAACGAGUCAGUGACAGCUGUGUGAUUUUUCGUAUCGUUUACACGUCGAUGGUGAAUUUUGUGCGCGAACGAGAGUCGGGAGUGUCGUAUCGAGUAACGGGCGAUCGUCUGACAAUGAGUGUAAAAAUCAGAUCGAUGGACUUUCGUAAACACUGAUCUACGGGCGUUCGUCGUACAUUAAACGUGACGUCAUCACUGUCGGCGCCAAAAUUCUUAUACGAGUUUUAAAUAUCAAUCUCUCUGUGACAGACAGUAUACCGAGAAGCAUAUCAGAAUAUCUGACGUUGCGAUGAUAUGACAGUGACGUAUAGCGUGCGUUCAGCUUUAUUCGAGCGCGAGUGUCAAGAGGAUCGUCGAGGGAUUUGAGACGAAUUUUUAUCGAGACACAAGUGAUCUCUCUUGCGAUAUUCUAGUGUGCCUCGCCAUUUUCGGCAACCGGAUUUUCUACCGGCGAACGAUCUUGAUUCCGAUAAACCGGCGCGUGUGUAUCUCGUGUCAUUUACUCUCGCGAGUCUAAGUGCGUGUCUGUAAAAUGUCCGGGAGUGCCGUACGAAGUAACGGGCGAUCGUUAUGUACGAAUUACUCGGUGUUGUGUGCGUGAGGGAGAUCGCAAGAGCAAUCAGCAGCGUGUCCACGUGGAUGAUCAUCUUGGAUGGCGCGAAGGAACAGCCAGCAGCAGCCAGACAAAGGGAGGAGUGGAGGCGAUACUGAAAUCCUGUUUCAUCGUGAAAUGGAGCGCUCGAAUAGAUCGCGCAAAUAACGCGAUCGCAGUCGAUCCUGCGGACAAUAGUAAUCGUGAGAGGAGGUCCUCUAUCCACUUGGGCAUUUUCGACGAGGCGCCGCUCCGUUAGCCGACACUUGUGUGCAACAUGUUCGGGACGAAAUUGCGCACGUGGAUGGAGGCACACAUCGUGCGAUCGAAGAAAAAGAAGGACCGCAAGAAGGGUGACAAGGGAUUCGACUCGAACUGCAACUCCCCCAGGAACCACAGCGCCAACAGAUCGCCCGCUUUGCAUCAGGUACAUCCGAUAGACUCACCGACGAAGAACGUGGACGGUAUCCGGUUACACGGGGGCGGCUACGGGGCGACCGUGACCACCUCGUCCGGCACUUCCGGCGGUACCGGCGGAAGCGUGAGCCUCUCCUCUCCGGAGAGCGCGUACUCGACCGGGUACUCGACUGACGGCACCUCGCCCGGCACCAGUUUCCCGCCCGAAUAUUACAUCAACAUCAGGACUGGCACUCAUUACUUCCAGAGCAGCGAUAACGGAGGUGCGAACACCACCGCCACCACCAUCACUAAUAACAAUAACAACAAUAGCAAGGCCAGGACGAAGAGGUUGCCGGACGACGCCGGGAAUCUACUACCGGGCGCAUCGGGAAAUGGAAGAGUCGAGGACAGGGGGCAGUCAUCCGCGAGCACGACGACCAUGACCAGGGACAACGGUCAGCCGGAAGUACGAACGAGCACGCCACACAAAAACCCGGAAACGAAUCAUAAUCAGAGGCAGCAACAGCAGGCGCAGCAACCGAGGCAGCAAGCGAGCUCGCACCGUCGAACGGAAUCGUUUUCGGCUGACUCUUCGAGAAACAACCUGCCUGUUCCAUCAUCGAUACCGCCGCCGUUGGUUUCGCCACCGGUGCAAUCACCCCGCGAACGUUCUCGCAUCCGGACGAACCCGUGGCUGUCGGCGAACUCAUCUGGUUCCAGCACGAAUGGCCUGAAAUCGCGACACGCCCGGGACGAGAGCAGCAGCAGCUCCGGCUUGAAGCUCACGGAGUCAUCGGGUAGUGCCAGCGACGUCAACCUGAAUCUGAACAACAGCAGGGAGCCUCAGAGCAAAAGGGAGCAUCGUCAAGAGAGCCUCAGCGCAGGUCGAAGCCCUAUCUCUUGCAGGAUCAAUCAAAACUGGAGGAUUACAUCGGGCAUGGAUCUUCGACCCAAGAUUCCUCUAUCUUUGCAACGACGAGCCAGCAGCAGUAGCUCCUCGGCGUCCUCGGUGACGCGAAGCGCACGCUCGUCCGAGGACGACAUCACCCUAAACGAGAUGAUGGGUAAAUUCGACGAGAGCUACGUGUACGAGAAGGAAACGGACAUCCUGUCGGAUAGCGACCCGACCGAUUGCGAGGAUUACAUCGACUCGCUAUCGGACAUCGAUACCGGUCAGGACGGCGGCGACGAGAACGAUCCGUUCGAGAAUGACGAGCUCGAUUACAUUGACAACGGCUCGUUUCUCGAUCUGGACAAUCUGGAGUGCGAUGGUACCGGCCAUUUCCCCAAUACCGGUCACUGUACCUACUUCGCCUUCACAAGCGAACUUAACAGGCGCGGCACCAGGCUCCGCGAUUCCAUUCUCAAGCGCAGAAACAAGGAUGAGAUCGGCUCUCAGAGAAAUACGAAUGCGAGAGCCAGCGCGAAAAGGCAGAGCGCGCGACAUAAGAAGACGGAUGACAAGCAGAGCGAGAAACGCAAAAAGAGGAUAUCGCAGCGUCGCAAGCUUGCUCUGGACCGAUGCGACGACGAGGCAGCGAAUCUGAAUCGCGUGCUGGUGGAGAGAAUGUUACUGAAGAAUUCGGGAUUCAAUCAGGGUAGCAGAAGCGUGGGCGGCACACCGAUGUGCCUGCGACGCAGGAAGCACGAUGUCAACAAGAAUCUUUCGCCGAUGAGGGUGAACGAUAACUCGUCGAUCGUCAGACCCUCUGUGAUAGAGAAUGAGAUCGUGAAGAGGCGAUCGAACUCGGUAAGCUACGUAAACGGCAACAUGGUGCGGCGCCAUGUAGCCGGCAAUACGUACAUGACUACAUUCGCGUCGGAGAUCGCGCUGAUCGAGGCGGAUAAAGAGGCCGAUCGUAAAUAUCGUGAACUCAUCUUGGAGGCGGAGAACAUUCUCGUGAGCAUGCAGAAGCACCAGAACCCGUCACUGUGCAUACCAUCGCCGUCGCGCAAACUGCACAACGGUCUCGCGAACAAGCGCGUCGAACUUAUCAAGAAUACGGAGUUGAACAUCGAGUUGGCGCUAUCCAAGAGCCGCAAUUCCCAACCGGAGCUACAAAGCGGUAACAUUCGGGAUCUGGAGCACACCAGUCCGAAGCGACAAUUCACUCAGCCGUGUUCACCGAUUCACCGAUUCAUGGAGAGAAACUCGCCAGCUGGAACUUUCGCACCGAAGGAGCCUUCUCCGCCAACCUUUCGACAACAUGAAAUGUCCAAGUGUCCGGAUUCGCCGAUAAUGCUGCGCAGGACGACGCCCCAGAGCUCGCCCAGCAGAAGUCUGAUGCAUCACCAGAUACAUCGGGCACGCAACGGUGGUGAUUUAGAACUCAAGGAAUGCAACAAAUCGCCUCGGAUCGCUUUGAACUGCAACGGCGGAUCGAGAGUGGAAGCGAUGGAUACGAAGAACUCUCAUGGGGAUAAGGUACACGCGAAUGGGAUGAGUUCCUCUCUCGCCGGAGGUAGAAAGGAGUUUCGUGCCCCGAGGGACUCGACAAAGGAAGAAGGUAUGACGUCCAGCUCGUCGGAUUCCGAGGAAAAAUGUGACAUGAGACGAAGGGCUCCAUUGAUGACCUUCAGGUCAAUCGACAUGGGUCCUAUUAAAGAAGGUUCUUCCUAUUGUCCGCAAAGCGAACCGGUAAAAAGAAAGGUUUAUGCCGGAAGCGCAACAUAUGGCAGAAUACAAAAGACACUGGGCGAGCAUAUUUUGCUGAGAAACUCUGACGGCGAUACAGCAACCGAUGAUACUGAUGAUUCAAAAAGAUCUCUGAAGGAGAAAAUGGCACAAUUGCGACAAGAACGACUGGCAGCUGAGGCAAACGCGAACAACAUCCAGGAUUCACAGUUCUUCCAGCAUCAGUUGUCUCAGCUACGACGGCAGAUGCUAAUGCAGACGAUAGAGGGUUUGAAACGUAGUCUCGAGGACCAAUCAGCCACUCUGAAACAAACUUGUCUAGAACCGACGAGCCUGUUGACCGACGAGCUGCCUUGAAGCUAAACGGUCGGCUUGUUUCCGGUCUAUCAUGCCGCACGAUCAUGAUUAAAGAAUUUAUGAUAUUUCUUCGAGGAAAAAGUGGACACCGGACAGGAUCGACGUUACGAGUCCUGUCUUUGGAAUCCGCGAUUGGUUAAACCGCCGCGCGCACUGCGAGGAGUAUUGAUCAAGUGCGGCGUUUUCUCCAUGCGCGCCGAAAACCGAAUUAUUAUAAUGACGCGAUCCUCCUCGGGCUCGACGAUACCGUGGUCGGCUGAGUGCGGGUGCGCACAUUAAAUCUCUAUUUUUCUGUCCGUCUACAUGAUGUGUAUGUAUGAAAGAGAGAGAAAGGAAAGAAGAGAGAAAGAAAGAAUCGAAAUUGAGAAUGUCGUGUAUCCUUGUUGGGCAUUGUUCCACUCUGUUAUUCGUUUCACACAGUAAUUAACGUUUCUCACGAACUUUCCUUUCGUCUUUUAGUUCGCAACUUCGCGCAGAUAGGCCAACUUUCGGUUGCCGCUUUAGAUUAGCUUUCGCUAGCUCGAUUCUCAUCGUUCGAUUUAUCGUCGUGUAGUGUGCUCACUCUGAAAUUUUCUAAAAUGAUGGGAAAUUUUCACGUAUCGUCGAAUACACGAGAUUCGUCCUGAAACGCUAAUGUGGAAUUAUUGAUAAUUAACAUAUUGCUAAAUAAUCAUAUAAUAUCAAUUAAUAUUAUUACUGCUAUAUAUUAACAUUAUUAUAAUUGAUAUUUUUUAAAAUAAAUAUAAUGCGAAACGUAAUAUUAUAUCAGUCAUUAGUAUGUUAUUACGAAAUUUGCAAUAGUUACAAAAGAAAAAGAAGAAAGGAAUAACAUGUACUAGUUUGAAAUUGCACUAGGCUCUGACAGUCCCCAUUAGCGUUUUAGGAUUGAGCUUAUACUACUCAACAUCUAACGGGCCUAUUCACGGGUGUCUGUCUUUGAUAUGCUUUAGAAGGACAAAGAAACAUAGUAAAAAAUCGUAAAAAAAAGGUCAAAAGUAAGUCAUGCGAAUGAAUAAUAAUAUCAAUAUCAAAAAAAGCGCAUAGAUAUUUAGCGUAUAUCCAUCUAACCGAUUUAGAGACUCAUGGAUUUAGCUGAAACACUAGUAGCGGAUAGGCACAAUUUAAAACUUAUAUAAGAUUAUAUCCCAUUUUAGACAUUAGGAGAAUGUUAAACACGAUACAUGCCCAAUGAAUAUGGCCCAAUCCUGAUUGAAACGUAGUUGAGGAAAGGUAGCAUUGACAGACAUAGCGAUAUUGAUUUGUUUGAUUGAUUGUUUGAGCCUCAUCAAGGCAAAUAAAUUUCCCAUAAAUAUACACUCAUUAAGUAAAUUAUGUAUCAUCAUCUCUAUGAUGGAUAUGACUAAUUUUUAUCAAUAUUUCAUAAAAAGAAAAAAUGGAAGCUCACACAAAUAUUUAAUUUAAUUAAAUAUUAAAUAGUAAAAGAGAUUAUAAUAGAGAUUAAACUUCAAAAUCGAUCAAAAUAUGAAUCAAGGUUUCCUUUCCGCGACGAUCUCGUUUCUUUCAACUUAAUCUGUCGCAAAUAUAUAUGGCGCAUGCACCUCUUCCGCUUUGAAUUUAAUUGGACAUAAUUAUACAAAAGUAAAUCCCAUCAUAUAUAUUAUACCAAUGAUAAUACACACACAUAUAUAUAUAUAGCAAAAAGCUAUAUUCUAUGCUCUUCUUCAUAAUUAUGUCCAAUUUUUCAACUAUAAACGUCACUUAUUUUUCACCCAAGAAAAUAAUCGUUUCUCGUUGCGAAAGAAACAUCAUAACUAUCUUACACAUAUUAUUCAUAAUGUUCCUAUUUCUAUGCGAUAUUCUUCCCGGAAGCGAGAUUUUCUCCAGUGAAUGAUCACACACAUUUGUCUCUGAAUAGAGUAAGCAUCCCUCAGAUUAGUAUACCAAAGACGAUAGCUUAGCUAGAAUGUAGAUUAGAAUCGUUUAAUCGAUCAAAAAGCACGCAGCGAUGCAUAUUCGUAAUAUUAGAGGAUCACGGUUAAAGCGUUUUUAGGAAUCUGAAUUUGCUAAUAGGAUAAUUGUUCGAUCAAGCGGAUUACAAAUCUUCCAUAUGAGCCAGAGUCAAAUAUUUCAGCAUUCCAGUGUUCACGACAAAAUUUAUUAGAUAUAUAUUGUUUUUUUUUUUUUCAAAAAUUGUUUUUGUUUUUAUUGUUUUUAAAACAAAUUGACGUUAGUUUUAAGCAAGCAAAGUAUAUAUUUCUUUUAAUGCAAUAUUUUAAAAGUUUGUCUUAUUUAUUUGUUAAAUUGUGAUUCGUAAUUUUAGACUCUGGUUAUAUCGUCGAUAUUUUCGGUCAUAGUGAUAUUUUUGUGAGAAUAGACUGAUAGUGUUAUCGAUUGUUAGAUUAAAAAUUUUUAGUGGUUACUUAUACAUGUGAUUUAUAUGUUAAAGAUCCGAGAAACGACGGACAUUGUAAAACGCGCGCGCAAUAUAUUUAUUUGUGUUAGAUAUUAGAAAGCGUAGUAAAUGAUGAAAGCAUUAGACAAGUAUAGCGGCAGUAGCAUUAGUGCAUUAGGCAAUCGUCAAGUAAACGAAGUCAUACGCAUUAUUUUUCCUCUCCACGUCUUCUGAAUCGCAAUUUGUAAUUCAUUUUCGUACGUACGUCUCGAUGAUUUCCAUUCGAAGAUCGUGAUUUUCGUUUAUGUAGCUUAUUGUGAAGACGAAUUGCAGGAGUUACUUCGAACGAAAGUCUUAACACGAUAGGCUUAACUAUCGUUAAGUGAGGAAAGUUGUUCGAAAGUUUUAUACAUGAAAAAAAAGAAACUGUAUAUAUAUAAAGAAAACAUAAUUUUUAACCAUACUUUACUUUUAUAAUGAUAAGAUGAAUUAAUAUAUCGUGUUGUCAUAAGUUCGAUGAGUUUCAUAAGGUCACAUUGACAUUCCAAUAAUACAAUUUGCGUUUGGUGCUGGAAGAGGCAAUUAUUGUCUGGAUUGAUCUGCGAAAAUCGGUGAAAAUCUGCCCAGUUCCAAAUGUUGCCCUUACCACAAGUGACACACUAGUCAUUCGAUUAUUUACGCAGGGUAUAUAUUGGCAACCAUAAUUUAAGAACGUGCUUGGAGGAAAAGUGGAAUUAUUGUUGGCAAACAACAUCUCUUACUCUCUGUACUCUAAGCCAUGAAAUAAAAUGGUUUUUUUUUAUAUGAUUAUGAAUAAAUUAUAUUAUGUCGUUA
This is a messenger RNA of Cataglyphis hispanica, 7609 nucleotides long. RefSeq lists its product as uncharacterized. The transcript is spliced from 10 exons. Lineage: Eukaryota; Metazoa; Arthropoda; Insecta; Hymenoptera; Formicidae. Bases 1309 to 4422 code for a protein of 1037 amino acids. The record is from RefSeq and is a predicted model, not a curated record.